GGAAGAGAAAAGAGCUGCGAGGUACUGAGACAGCAGGAAGAAGCCAGACAGAGAGGUGCAGAGCUUGCAGCAGCACUUGACAAACAGAAUCCUAGGAUCCAGAUACACACACAGGAAAAGCCUGGGUCAUAGAUAUAUGCACACAGGAGAAGCCUGGGAUAGGGAAACACACACAGGAGAAGCCUGGGAUACAGAUAAACAUACAGGAGAAGCCUGGGAUACAGAUAAACAUACAGGAGAAGCCUGGGAUACAGAUAAACAUACAGGAGAAGCCUGGGAUACAGGCUGACAGACUAGAAUACUUACAUAGACACAUAGGAUACACAGGAGGCUGGGAUACAUAUACCCACACAGGGGUCAAGUAUACAGAUACACACAGGGGGAGGCUGGGAUACAUAUACCCACACAGGAGGCAAGCAUACAGAUACACACAGGAGGAGGCUGGGAUACAUAUACCCACACAGGAGGAGGCUGGGAUACAUAUACCCACACAGGAGGCAAGCAUACAGAUACACACAGGAGGAGGCUGGGAUACAUAUACCCACACAGGAGGAGGCUGGGAUACAUAUACCCACACAGGAGGCAAGCAUACAGAUACACACAGGAGGAGGCUGGGAUACAUAUACCCACACAGGAGGCAAGCAUACAGAUACACACAGGAGGAGGCUGGGAUACAUAUACCCACACAGGAGGCAAGCAUACAGAUACACACAGGAGGAGGCUGGGAUACAUAUACCCACACAGGAGAAGGCAAACAUACAGAUACACACAGGGGGAGGCCGGGAUACAUAUACCCACACAGGAGGCAAGCAUACAGAUACACACAGGAGGAGGCUGGGAUACAUAUACCCACACAGGAGAAGGCAAACAUACAGAUACACACAGGGGGAGGCCGGGAUACAUAUACCCACACAGGAGGCAAGCAUACAGAUACACACAGGAGGAGGCUGGGAUACAUAUACCCACACAGGAGGCAAGCAUACAGAUACACACAGGAGGAGGCUGGGAUACAUAUACCCACACAGGAGGCAAGCAUACAGAUACACACAGGAGGAGGCUGGGAUACAUAUACCCACACAGGAGAAGGCUGGGAUACAUAUACCCACAGAGGAGAAGGCAAACAUACAGAUACACACAGGAGGCAAGCCUACAGAUACACAUAGGAGGAGGCUGGGAUACAUAUACCCACACAGGAGAAGGCAAACAUACAGAUACACACAGGAGGAGGCUGGGAUACAUAUACCCACACAGGAGAAGGCUGGGAUACAUAUACCCACACAGGGGACAAGUAUACAGAUACACACAGGAGGAGGCUGGGAUAGAGAUACACACACAGGAGAAGGCAUACAGAUACCCACAGAGGAGAAGGCAAACAUACAGAUACACAUAGGAGGAGGCUGGGAUACAUAUACCCACACAGGAGAAGGCAAACAUACAGAUACACACAGGAGGCAAGCCUACAGAUACACACAGGAGGAGGCUGGGAUACAUAUACCCACACUGAGGAGACUGCUGCUCAGUCAGGGGAAAGGAUGCUACAGAGAAGGGAGGCAAAGGAGAGCAUGGAUAAAGCCCUGAGUAGAAUGACUGAAUAAACAAGCAGAGGGUGCAGCAGUAGCACAGAAGCAUCCCGGGCGGGGAAGAGGCAGAAAUAAAGGUAUUAUUAUCAGUGAGGGGGCUGGCACAGCGGACAGGAGAUCCCUAGCAAACAGAAUAGCUGCACAGGCAGCCUGGGGAGGGACACACAAGGGAGUCUGCCUGCUGCUGCUACUGAGGAGCCGCCGAGCGGUUCAGCCCGCAACCUACACUGUCAGCGCGGAGAGAGCGCCCGGCCGGCACCAACAGCCCCCUCCCCGCAGCAGGACACUGAGGCCGAUAGAGAGGGCUCCUUUGUUUAUUUGCCGCAGCAUUGCUGGACUAGUCUAAGGCACAGAGCUGGGGUGAAGCUGGCCAAAGAAGAAGGCACUACAACUGGGUCUUGGCAGAGAAUUGGCCCGGCCCCUGGCUGUGCGACCCUUCGUCCUACUAAAUAUGGGAUCAGAGGCUGGGGGUAUCCCCGGGCUGAGGUGGGGACUGCUGGAGACGAGCCCGGGCUGUGCAGGCUGCUAGGGGCUACGGGAGCGACUGUCCCCCAAGCAGAUUGAGGAUCCGCCGCCUGGGACUCACACUCUGCAAUGGGAUGAAGAUGAGGUGGCACAAGAUGUUCCUGCUGCUUUGCAUGGCUGGCCUGUGUGUGAUCUCUGUACUUCACUUUCUAAAGGCCCUCUCCUAUGUCUCGCUGUCCCGUGAGUUGGUCUCUUUAAGCCCUAAUUUUAUCUCUGGGUUUUUGUGGGAGUCCCGACCUUUGAUUCCCCAAUUCGUGGACAGGGCUGAAGUUGGUACCCAGGUCCUGCGCACUCCGGAAUACUACCAUCCACCUCAGCUUAACAACAACCCACCCAGACCGCCAUCUUCAAUCCAGGGUGAGCACUUGAGAGCAGAGGAUAUGCAUCUUGUUGAUUUUGUCCUUCAGGAAGAUACCACAGAAUAUUUUGUUCAUACCAAGUCAGGUGGUGUAUGCUAUAAGCAAGGAACGAAAUCCCUAGAUCGCACACCUUCUGAGAAACCAGAACGUAGUUCCCACCGUAGGCAAGCACCCGGUGCGCCUCGGCAACAGCAGACACAACAGCGCAGAAAGUGGGUGGAGUGCGUGUGUCUGCCAGGCUGGUAUGGGCCUAGUUGUGGUGUGCCUACAGUUGUUCAACACUCUAACCUUCCCACCAAGGACCGCUUGACACCUCGUUCAAAACCAAGGCGUGUUAUUAAUGCUAUCAACAUAAAUCAUGAAUUUGAUCUGCUUGAGGCACGUUUCCAUGAACUAAAUGGGGUUGUCGAUGUUUUCCUAGUGUGUGAGUCAAACUUUACAGCUUACGGAGAGGCAAGGCCACUUUUAUUCCGUCAGAUGCUUCUUAAUGGCACUUUUGAUUACAUCAAAUCCAAAGUGGUAUAUGUCUAUUUGAACCAUUUUCCAGAGGGUGGUAAACAAGAUGGAUGGAUAGCAGAUGACUACCUUAGAACAUUUCUAACCCGUAAUGGGGUAGGGCGUCUUCGCAACCUGAGAGACGAUGACUUAUUUAUUAUAGAUGAUGCAGAUGAAAUCCCUAGCAGGGAGGGGUUACUGUUCCUUAAACUGUAUGAUGGCUGGACCGAGCCUGUUGCCUUCCACAUGCGCAAGUCACUAUAUGGCUUCUUCUGGAAGCAGCCAGGGACCUUGGAUGUAAUUUCUGCCUGUACUGUGGGAAUGUUACGUUAUGUAUAUGGAAUGGAUGGCAUCCGUUUGCGACGGCGGGAGUACUACACAAUGCCCAACUUUCGACAGUAUGAGAACAAAACUGGUCACAUCUUGGUGCAGUGGUCUGUGGGAAGUCCACUGCACUUUGCAGGGUGGCAUUGCUCUUGGUGCUUCCCACCAGAGGGCAUCUAUUAUAAACUUAUCUCGGCACAAAAUGGGGAUUUCCCUAGAUGGGGGGACUAUGAAGACAAAAGAGACCUCAAUUACAUACGUUGGCUCAUAAAAACAGGUGGUUGGUUUGAUGGGACGAAACAAGAGUACCCACCAGCAGAUCCUCAUGAGCACAUGUAUGCUCCAAAAUAUAUCAUGGAAAAUACCCAACGCUUCAGCUACUUGGUCAAAAACCCCUACAGCAGCUGAGGUGGUUGCACAGGGUAAUAAUACUGGUUACGGUUAAAUAUCAACACCUGUUGAGUAUUCUCAAAAAUGUUUUUCAUAUGUUCCCUCAUUGAUCCACUGGAAAAGGAAAUUGCCACUAACCAGAGAUGAAGGGGAUAAGCGUUACACUGGGUCAUUCUGUGUUCUCUAGUAGGGUCUUGGUCCUUACUGGUUGCUGCCUGUCAGGUUGUGGCUGUGGGCACUGGUUACUCAGGAGACUGAAGGUGGGUUUACAUACCCACUAAACAGAGGUAUUUCAGCAUAGCAGCUUGUUAGUGAUAUCACUUGUAUUGUUCAAGCACCAUUGCAUGUUCACUCAGCUUGCCUUUUACCCCUUGGACUGCAAGAUGAACCAGAAAACAUAUUGUUGGCCUUGGAUAGAUCAGGGAUAGGCAACAACCUGCACUCCCAACUUUUGCAGAGCUACAACUCCCACCAUGCUAGUUUUCCUGGUUGAGACAGUUUAGGAUUUGUAGUUCUCCAACAGCUAGAGGGUCAGUAGUCUGACAUCCCUAGUAAGAUUAAUGCUUAUGCAGCAAGCUUAUGUGUGAAUAUGCAUUUACAAGUUCCUGUUCAUUGAGAUCAUUAUACCAACACAAUGCUAGAAUAACAAGUUAUUUUAUAUGCUUUUGUUUUUUACAAUGAACUAUAGGCCGGUUCUCCAAAUGUAAUCCAGUUUUUGCAGUGUCACCUGAGCUUGGAAAUCCAUAUCAUAAAUUGUACUACAUUACGAGUGCUUCAGAUAGGGGGUAUUCUGCUCUGUUUCUUUGAUCCCAUUAGUGCCAAUGUCUUGAAUCACACCGAGGGUUUGAAGGGAGAUUUGAAGGGAGAAUGCACUUUGUGUUUUGUACACUAUAUAUAUAUAUAUAUAUAUAUAUAUAUAUAUAUAUAUAUAUAAUCUGCACUCAAGCUUGCCUCUUUUUUUUCGGACUCAUUUCGACCCGUUCGUGGGUUAGUAAAUGUGCCCCUAAGUGUAGGUUUUGUGAGUGCCAGCUGCUCCUAUAUGUGUAUAUAUAUAUAUAUAUAUAUAUAUAUAUAUAUAUAUAUAUAUACAAAUUUCAAACUUGCUGUGAAUGCCAAAACUGAAAGUAAUACAAUAUGUGCAUAACAUCCGGCGUGUAAACCACAUACAAAGAGACAGCAAGCAGGUAUGACCUGAGAUAGCUCUGCACAGAAGGCCAGGGACUAAGGCUUCAGUAUAUUUAAGAUUUAAAGAACAUGUUAUAAUGUUUACAGAAUAAAUAUGUAAAUAUUCUGGAGAUCUAGAAUAAAGCAAGUAUUCUUUUUCUCAUUGUGGAGGAUAGAGAUCUCUAUUGCACCAUUCACUUCUCUGUCUUAAAGGGACAAUAAACCAUUUUUGUAUGUA
Xenopus tropicalis (tropical clawed frog) is the source of this 5075-nucleotide messenger RNA. RefSeq names its product mannosyl (beta-1,4-)-glycoprotein beta-1,4-N-acetylglucosaminyltransferase (gene mgat3). The record is from RefSeq and is a predicted model, not a curated record. Lineage: Eukaryota; Metazoa; Chordata; Amphibia; Anura; Pipidae. Gene Ontology annotation, molecular function: beta-1,4-mannosylglycoprotein 4-beta-N-acetylglucosaminyltransferase activity. Bases 2180 to 3691 code for a protein of 503 amino acids. Gene Ontology annotation, cellular component: membrane. The transcript is spliced from 2 exons.